AUGGCGGACCUCUCAAUCUCGGAUGGGGUCUCGAUUGAUGUGGACCCCGAUUUCUAUGAAAAUGAUAGUGCCUACGGUGGCGAGGAAUGGGUAUCACUGCGCGACACCACGUCCAUCAAAUCGUCCAUCUAUCGCGGGAUGAUGGAAAAUGGCAGACGAUACCAAAGUCUCCGCAAUAAAGAGUACAUCUUGCCGUCAGAUGAACAGCAAUUCGACGCCUAUGAAGCCGGACACCUUGUCGACUUGAUCCUGGACUCGGAGCGAGAGAACCCGCUCUUCCGCGCGCCCUGUGGCGAUGACAAGGAAGCACCGCUGCACAUUCUGGACAUUGGUACUGGAAUGGGUACCUGGGCUAUCGACGUGGCCGACAUGUUCCCAAACAGCAUCGUCCGCGGCGUUGAUCUCUACCCACCCCCAAUAACCUGGAUGCCACCAAACUGCACAAUCGAAGUAGACGAUGUACUCCAAGAAUGGACCUGGCGCGAACCAUUCGACCUAAUCCGCAUGCGCAACAUGAUUGGCUCUUUCGACGCCAUUGAAUGGGACCGCGUCUACCAACAAUGCUACGACAACCUCAAGCCCGGCGGCUGGAUCGAGCAAUACGAAGUCGGGCCGUUCGUCGAAUGCGACGACGGCAGUCUCCCGCCAGACAGCGUCCUUGCGAAAUGGGGACCUAACAUCCGCGAGUGCGGGGAGCGAGCCGGCCGCUCCUGCGAGGUGAUCUAUACCAUGGUGCAGAGUAUUCGCGACAAGGGCUUUGUUGAUAUGCACGAGAAGAAUUAUAAAUGGCCGAUUGGGCCGUGGGCGAAGCAUCAGAAAUUUAAGGAGGCGGGCUUGCUGAACUAUGAGCAUUGGAUGAGCGGGAUUGAGGGGUGGUGCAUGUGGUUGCUUACGAAGCAUGGGGCGCCGAAGCCCUGGAAGAAGGAGGAGGUUUAUGUGUAUUGUGCCAGGAUGAGGAGUGAGAUUAAGAAUCCCGUGUAUCAUACGUAUCAUCGCGCGAAGAGGAUUUGGGCUCGGAAGCCCUUCCCCGGUGAGGUUGUGCAGGAUUCUGAAAAGGUGGCCCCUUCGAGUUCACCGAAGAGACCCGAGUCUGUUGGGUAG
This is a messenger RNA of Penicillium argentinense, 1101 nucleotides long. RefSeq names its product class I SAM-dependent methyltransferase. The record is from RefSeq and is a predicted model, not a curated record. Gene Ontology annotation, molecular function: methyltransferase activity. Lineage: Eukaryota; Fungi; Ascomycota; Eurotiomycetes; Eurotiales; Aspergillaceae. The transcript has 9 exons. Bases 1 to 1101 code for a protein of 366 amino acids.